Messenger RNA from Ziziphus jujuba (common jujube), 2068 nucleotides. Its product is annotated as root phototropism protein 2. The record is from RefSeq and is a predicted model, not a curated record. Bases 92 to 1819 code for a protein of 575 amino acids. The transcript has 5 exons. Gene Ontology annotation, molecular function: protein binding. Lineage: Eukaryota; Viridiplantae; Streptophyta; Magnoliopsida; Rosales; Rhamnaceae.
UAAAUUAAAAAUCUUUAUAUAACACAAAAUAGGAUCCUAUUCUUAUUUGAACUUUCACUUUCUUCUACAACCCCAACUCAAACUCAUACAUAUGGCUUCUAGUUCUGUCAUGAACAACCACAACAGGCUCUCUAUUGCCAUGGAGAGAACCGGCCAAUGGGUUUUCUCGCAAGAAAUUCCAACUGACGUUUUGAUCGAAGUUGGUGAAGCAAAUUUCUCUCUGCACAAAUUCAUGCUCGUAGCGAAGAGCAACCACAUAAGGAAACUGAUAGUGGAAUCCAAAGAGCCUGAUCUAACAAGGAUUGAUCUCUCGGGUAUUCCUGGAGGCCCAGAGAUCUUCGAGAAAGCAGCUAAAUUCUGCUAUGGUGUUAACUUCGAAAUUACGGUACACAACGUAGCAGCUCUUCGUUGCGCUGCGGAGUAUCUGCAAAUGACCGAUAAGUACUGCGAUAACAAUCUCGCUGGCCGUACAGAAGAUUUCCUUUCUCAAGUGGCUUUGUCUAGCCUCUCCGGCGCCAUUGUGGUGCUCAAGUCUUGUGAAGAUCUUCUUCCCAUGGCAGAAGACCUCAAAAUCGUACAGAGAUGUGUAGAAGUUGCUAGCAGUAAGGCCUGUAACGAAGCGAACUUUCCGAGCCGCUCGCCACCGAACUGGUGGACGGAGGAGCUUUCGAUCUUGGACAUCGAGGUGUUCGGGAGAAUCAUUUCCGGGAUGAGGAAACGCGGCGCGAAAGCUUUGAUCGUAGCAAGUGCUCUGAUAACGUACGCUGAGAGAUCGCUUCGAGAUCUAGUCCGAGAUCACUCCGGCAACGGUGCGAAUUCUUCGGAUCUAGUUGAAUCUGACGUCAGAAUCCGGCAAAAGGAGAUUCUAGAGUCUAUCGUCGCUCUUUUACCCUCGGAGAAAGCCGCUUUUCCAAUCAAUUUCCUCUGCUGCCUUCUUCGCUCUGCGAUUUUCCUCAAAGCCUCGGAUAACUGUAAGAACGAGCUCGAGAAGCGGAUCUCGAUCAUCUUGGAGCACGUGACCGUCGAUGAUCUGCUGGUGUUGUCUUUCACCUACGACGGCGAGAGGCUUUUCGACCUCGACAGCGUGAGGAGGAUCCUCGCCGGGUUUGUGGAGAAGGAGAAAAACAUGGCGGUUUUCAACGCCGGCGAUUUCAGAGAGGUCUGUUCCACCGCGAUGCACAGGGUUGCGAAGACCGUCGACGCCUACCUCGGCGAGAUCGCGACGUACACAGAGCUAAGCAUCUCCAAAUUCAACGGCAUCGCCAAUCUAGUCCCGAAAGGUGCACGCAAAGUCGACGACGAUCUCUACCGAGCCAUUGACAUCUACUUGAAGGCUCAUCCAAACCUCGAUGAGAUAGAGAGAGAGAAGGUUUGCAGCGUAAUGGACGCACUUAAGCUGUCGUACGAAGCACGUGUCCACGCGUCGCAAAACAAGCGGUUGCCCGUGCAGAUUGUACUUCACGCGCUCUAUUACGAUCAGCUUAAGCUGAGGAGCGGAGUAGAAGAUCGAAAUAUGCAAGAAGCGGUGACGACGAAGAGUCAGUUACAGACCGACGUGUCGUUGGUGAGAGAGAACGAGGCUUUAAGGUCGGAGCUGGUGAGGAUGAAGCUUUACAUUUCGGACUUGCAAAAGAGCGCGCCAGGUGGCAUCACCGGUACGUCAUCAAAAAGUGUGCCGAAAAAGCCCAGGUUCUUCUCGUCAAUGUCCAAGACUCUGGGGAAGUUGAAUCCGUUCAAGCACGGGUCCAAAGACACUUCUAACAUCGAUGAUGGUGUAGAUAUUAACAAGCCCAGAAGAAGAAGGUUCUCAAUAUCUUAAAAAUGUUGUUCAGGUAUAAAAUUAAAAUUUGCAGAUGAUCUCCUUGUAAAAUUAAAAUUUGCAGAUGAUCUCCUUGUAACAUUGUUUGUUGAUGUAUUUUUUUUUUUUUCGGUUUUUGUUUUUAUUUAUUUUUCUGGCUUUGUUUUGUUUCUCCUAGUGGUGUUUAUUGGCGUUAUAUUUUUUUAAAAGUUUUUUGGGUUGCUGAUUCGGGUUAAAUUGAUUAUAAGAGGAAGAGAAUUGGUGAACGCA